AUGACUGCUACUCCUCGUUAUUACCCUGCUGAAGACGUCAAGCCUGCCAAGGCCGUCCACAAGGUCAAGCAAAACCCACCACGAGUGAGAGCAUCCAUCACACCUGGAACCGUUCUUAUUCUGCUUGCUGGCCGAUUCAGAGGAAAGCGCGUGGUCUGUUUGAAGGCGUUGGAAUCCGGGCUUCUUUUGGUUUCAGGACCAUUCAAGAUCAAUGGAGUUCCUCUUCGCAGAGUCAACCAAGCUUAUGUUAUUGCCACCUCCACAAAGGUUGAUGUUUCGAAAGUAGAUGUCAAAUCCAUCACCGAUGAACACUUCUCCAGAACCAAGGACGCUGCCAAGGAUGGGGAAGAAGAAUUUUUCAUGGGAGAUGCCCCAAAACAAGCCGUUGUCUCUGAUCAACGCAAAGCAGACCAAAAGAAGGUCGACGACGCACUCACAAAGGCUGUCUCAGCCGUUCCCAUGUUGGAAGCAUACCUUGCAGCCCAAUUCACACUAUCAUCCGGUGAUAAGCCACACCUAAUGAAGUUCUAA
This is a messenger RNA of Cylindrotheca closterium, 531 nucleotides long. The record is from the annotation of a GenBank genome assembly. Lineage: Eukaryota; Bacillariophyta; Bacillariophyceae; Bacillariales; Bacillariaceae.